ACAAAGCUUGCUUCGAAUUAAGCUCAAAAGAUUUGUACUGCAAGAGAUGGACUCUUGGCUUCAAAUCCUUCUUCUCGCCGCUUGCAUCGCUCCGGCCGUGGUCGAGGGCAGAGUUCGGAACUACACAUUCAAUGUCGUAAUGAAGAAUACGAAUAGGCUGUGUUCGAGCAAGCCCAUCGUGACCGUGAACGGGAGGUUCCCGGGGCCCACUCUCUAUGCUAGGGAAGACGACACCGUGCUCGUGAGGGUCACCAACCGCGUCAAAUACAAUGUCACCAUCCACUGGCACGGUGUCCGGCAGCUGAGGACGGGGUGGGCUGACGGGCCGGCAUACAUUACCCAAUGCCCGAUCCCGACAGGCCAAAGCUACAUGUACAAUUUCACCAUCACGGGCCAACGGGGCACCCUCCUCUGGCAUGCCCACAUACUCUGGCUCAGGGCAACCCUGCACGGAGCCAUUGUCAUCUUGCCGAAGCGUGGCGUUCCGUACCCUUUCCCUAAACCCGACAAGGAAGUCGUUGUCGUACUGGGCGAAUGGUGGAAGUCUGAUACAGAAGCUGUGAUCAAUGAAGCCAUCAAGUCCGGAUUGGCGCCGAACGUCUCCGAUGCUCACACCAUCAAUGGCCAUCCAGGGCCAAAUUCCAAUUGCCCUUCCCAGGGUGGAUUCACAUUGCCUGUCGAGAGUGGCAAGAGAUACAUGCUCCGAAUCAUCAAUGCUGCGCUCAAUGAGGAGCUCUUCUUCAAGAUCGCCGGGCACCAGCUGACCAUCGUGGAGGUCGACGCCACCUACGUCAAGCCUUUCAAGACGGACACAAUCCUGAUUGCGCCGGGCCAAACCACCAAUGCCCUUGUCUCCGCUGACCAGAGCUCGGGCAAGUACUUGGUUGCCGCCUCCCCUUUCAUGGACUCCCCAAUUGCCGUAGACAACGUGACCGCAACCGCCACAUUACACUACUCCGGCACACUCGCCACGACCUCCACGACCCUCACCAAGACUCCCCCACAAAACGCCACCGCAGUGGCAAACAAUUUCAUUAACUCGCUCCGGAGCCUCAACUCAAAGAAAUACCCUGCCAAAGUCCCGCUCACCGUCGAUCACAACCUCCUUUUCACUGUUGGACUAGGAAUCAAUCCUUGCCCUUCGUGCAAGGCCGGCAACGGAAGCAGAGUUGUGGCAGGCAUGAACAACGUGACGUUCGUGAUGCCGACGACAGCCCUUCUCCAAGCGCAUUUCUUCAACAUAAGCGGCGUCUUCACGAGUGAUUUCCCUGGUAACCCGCCGACCAAAUUCAACUACACGGGGGCGCCGCCAUCGAAUUUGCGGACCACGAGCGGGACCAAGGUGUACCGGUUGCGCUAUAACUCGACGGUCCAGCUCGUGUUGCAAGACACCGGGAUCAUCGCCCCGGAGAACCACCCAAUCCAUCUUCACGGGUUCAAUUUCUUCACAGUCGGGAAGGGAUUAGGGAAUUAUAAUCCGAAAAUGGAUCAGAAGAACUUCAAUCUUGUUGAUCCUGUUGAGAGGAACACAAUAGGAGUACCAUCUGGUGGAUGGGUUGCAAUCAGAUUCAGAGCAGAUAAUCCUGGCGUUUGGUUCAUGCAUUGUCAUCUGGAAAUUCACACGACCUGGGGACUCAAGAUGGCCUUCUUGGUGGACAACGGGAAAGGCCCGAACCAGUCGCUUCUACCGCCUCCGAGCGACCUUCCGAACUGUUGAUCCAUGAGGAAAAUUUUGUAUGCGGCAGCUCAAGAUAAAGAAUUAUGAGAAGAGAAAGGAGAGCCUGACCACAAAGGAAAAAGCUUAUGUAGGUGGUUUUGACUUAGUACAAUGAAGAUCAGAAUUAUUUUCUUGAGCAGAUGUAGGGAAACUACUGCUCAAGCAUGUUGAAUUUUUUUUUUUUUUUUAAGAAUUGUCCUUGUUUUGAUUGCAAUUCUUGUACUUCGUAAGAAAUUAUUUUAAUCAGAGAGGUGCUGCAAGUUUUUU
Messenger RNA from Syzygium oleosum, 1984 nucleotides. Its product is annotated as laccase-4-like. Lineage: Eukaryota; Viridiplantae; Streptophyta; Magnoliopsida; Myrtales; Myrtaceae. The transcript is spliced from 6 exons. Gene Ontology annotation, biological process: lignin catabolic process. The record is from RefSeq and is a predicted model, not a curated record. Gene Ontology annotation, molecular function: hydroquinone:oxygen oxidoreductase activity; copper ion binding. Bases 47 to 1717 code for a protein of 556 amino acids. Gene Ontology annotation, cellular component: apoplast.